Messenger RNA from Chinchilla lanigera (long-tailed chinchilla), 671 nucleotides. It is a transcript of the gene Rps19, whose product is annotated as ribosomal protein S19. Gene Ontology annotation, biological process: translation; ribosomal small subunit assembly. Lineage: Eukaryota; Metazoa; Chordata; Mammalia; Rodentia; Chinchillidae. The transcript is spliced from 7 exons. Bases 104 to 655 code for a protein of 183 amino acids. Gene Ontology annotation, cellular component: cytosolic small ribosomal subunit; ribosome. Gene Ontology annotation, molecular function: structural constituent of ribosome; RNA binding. The record is from RefSeq and is a predicted model, not a curated record.
UCUCGCGAGAACUUGGAACUCCCGCGAGACUCUACGCCCGACUUGUGCGCCCGGGAAACCCCGUCGUUCCCUUUCCCCUGGCUGGCAGCGCGGAGGCCGCACGAUGCCUGGAGUUACUGUAAAAGACGUAAACCAGCAGGAGUUCGUCAGAGCUCUGGCAGCCUUCCUCAAAAAGUCCGGGAAGCUGAAAGUUCCCGAAUGGGUGGACACAGUCAAGCUGGCCAAGCAUAAAGAGCUUGCUCCCUACGAUGAGAACUGGUUCUACACGCGAGCUGCUUCCACAGCACGGCACCUGUACCUCCGGGGUGGCGCAGGGGUUGGCUCCAUGACCAAGAUCUAUGGUGGACGUCAGAGGAAUGGCGUCAUGCCCAGCCACUUCAGCCGAGGCUCCAAGAGUGUGGCGCGCCGAGUUCUCCAAGCCCUGGAGGGGCUGAAAAUGGUGGAAAAGGACCAAGAUGGGCCUCAGAGGCAGGCAGGGGAUUCAGCAGAAACGCAAACAGUGAGAGCCUCACCCCGACCUCUCUGGCUGACUUCCUCGGGCUCUGGGAAGGGGCCGCAAGCUGACACCUCAGGGACAGAGAGAUCUGGACAGAAUCGCCGGACAGGUGGCAGCUGCCAACAAGAAGCAUUAGAACAAAGGAUGCUGGGUGAAUAAAUAGCCUCGUUCGUAA